Molecule: messenger RNA, 2295 nt
Organism: Apis dorsata (giant honeybee)
Lineage: Eukaryota; Metazoa; Arthropoda; Insecta; Hymenoptera; Apidae
Gene: Usp30
Product: ubiquitin carboxyl-terminal hydrolase 30 homolog
Exons: 7
Coding region: 317-1729 (470 amino acids)
Biological process (GO): protein deubiquitination
Cellular component (GO): cytosol; nucleus
Molecular function (GO): cysteine-type deubiquitinase activity; cysteine-type endopeptidase activity
Source: RefSeq, a predicted model, not a curated record
UCUCAUCAUGAUACAAUUUCUAUAAAUUUAAUUAUAUUUAUUACUAACAUUCAUAUAACCUUCAUAAAAAUCUACAUAUAUCUAUGUUUACGAUGCCAAACGAGUAGUGUUUGGUCAAAGUACUGAGUAAAACAAUUUUAUGAUUUGUAAAAUAAAAAAAGAUUUGAUUUUAUCAAUAUAUUUCAAAAAUAAUAAUUACGAUUAAAAACAAUAAAUGAAUGAUAUUUUUUUGUGUUAUUAUUGUACAGAUAUCGUUCAAAGUUAGUUUUCGCAGUUUUUCAAGAAAAUUUCAGAUUUCAACGAACAUUCCGAAAAUAUGGAUGUAGAAAAAGUCGCUGUAUUUGCCAGUAUAGGAUUUGCAAUAGCUAUUGCAAUAUUUGUUUUAUGGGGUCCAUCUCCUAAACCUAGAAAAAAAGGAAAAGUCAUUGGAAUCAAUAAUUUAGGAUAUACUUGUUUUUUAAAUUCUCUUUUACAAGCUUUAGCUGCAUGUCCAAUAUUUAUUGGAUGGUUAAAGAAACAGUAUGAUAAAAAUGGAAAAGUUAAUUUCAUUUCAACUCUACUGUCCGUUUUUGAAAAAAUCAAUGGAUAUGCAGAAGAUUUAUAUGGUGAUGUGACACCAAUUGAGAUCAUUUCGUCUCUUGGCAAUCAAUGGAAAUUUGCACCUGGACAUCAAGAUGUACAUGAAUUAUUUCAUAUAGUUCUUAAUGCACUACAAGCAGAAAUUCAAUCUGGAAGUAGGAAAGGUUGUUUGUCUGAUGCUUUACCACAAAGUCCAAUAAUGAUAACAGAUACAAAAAAAUUGGGUGAUCCUUUAACAUUUAGAAGUGUAUCUUGUAAUGAUAUUGUAUCAGUUAAUAAAAAUCCUAACAUUCCAAAUGGUUUUGAUAAAAAUUGCAACAAUCAUGUAAUAUCUUCAACGACAUCCAUAUCAAGUAUUCCUAUGGCAUAUAACAAGCCAGGUAUAAUCCUUGCUAGGUCUUCAGAAUUGCUUUCAAGAAAUGUUAAAUUUGAAGGAAAUAAGGAAUCUUUUAAACCAUGGAGUUCUUUAUGUGCUAUGUCAUUUUCUAAUACUACAAUAUCAGUAGAAGUCCAUCCAUUUUCAGGUUCAUUAACUAGUCAAUUACAAUGCAGCUGCUGUAAAUGGAAGUCUGCAGUUCAUUAUGACAAACUAGAAACAAUUUCUUUACCCUUGCCACCUUUGGGUACAUAUAUAAAAUCAUAUCAUACAGUGGAAGAAUUACUAACACGUUUUGUAACUAGUGAGAUUGUUCAAGAUGUAUUAUGCGAUGGAUGUGGAAUGCGUUGUUUAGCUACUAAAACUCUAACUCUAGGAAAACUUCCUAAAUGUUUAUGUUUACAUAUAUCAAGAACCACAUGGAGCUCUUCAGGAAUACCAAUUAAAAGAGAUGAUCCAGUAAAAUUUCCCGAAAUAUUAACUUUAGAUCCUUAUACUUUUACAGAAACUAAAAAGCGAAAUGCACAGGGUGAUCCCGAAGCAACAAUGUUACUUAGUCGAACAACUAUACAAGAUAAACAUAAAUAUCAAUUACGUGCAAUCGUAGAACAUCGUGGACCUGUUGAUUCUGGACAUUUUGUUUGCUAUCGACGAGGAAAUAAAAUGAAUCAAUGGCUGUAUACUUCAGAUAAUGUAGUUGAGAGUAUAUCCUUAAUUGAGGUUUUAUGUGCCACACCAUAUCUUCUCUUUUACGAGCGUAUUAAUAGCAUAUAAGAAUAGUUAAUAAUCAAUUUUAGUAAUUGCAGUAAAUUUAGAAAUAUGUGAUGACUAAAUAUAUUGAAAUAAUGUAAUUAUGAUGAAUGGAAUUUAAGAGACUGAAUGUGUUUUAAUAUUAACUUUCACGUUUUUAUCGUAAAGCAUUUGAAAUUAUUUCAAGCUAUUUAAAUGAACUAAGAAUAUUUAAAUUUCUGUACAUUAUGUAUUAGAUUUGAUUAGAAUCACUGUAUUAGAUUUUUCCUAAGAUGUUGAUAAGUAUCAUUGUUAUAUAAAUGAUACAUAAGAAACAAAAGUAAAAUGUUUUUAGCUUAAAAAAUAUGACGUUAUAGUUUUUAAAUUUAAUUAAAUAUUGCAAAAUUUUUAAUUGUAUAUUUUAAAUGUUAUAUAUGUUAGUAAUUUGCGUAGAAUAAAGUAUUCGAUAUUUAAGUGUAGCGAACCUGUAGGAUACCAUAUAUACUGAUUUUCGUACAUAUAAGCUGAGUCGCCAAAGACUAGAAACUAAAAUAGUUGUUUGUAGUAAAAAUGUACAAAAAAUGUAUAAAGAAAAAAAUAUUUACUUCAAA